AGCGAGUGAGUGAGUGGGCGCUUCUCUGCAUAGAAAUGGGGGAGAGCGGAUGAAUCUUCACUUCAAAGUACACCAGAAACACAAACUUUGCGCAACAUCGUCCACUAAUAAAAACCAAUCUGUCCCAAAGGCGGCGUGUGUUCAGCUGGGUAUCCCGGACAAAAGCAGCAAGAAAAGUCUAAAAACCGAGUGAUUAAUAAAGCUAGGACUACGUUUCGAGGCGGAUUGUUACUGGCUCCUGCUUGGGGUUGCAGAGCAGUGGGUUUUGAGUGCUGCCGAGUUGUCUAGAGUCGGUCUUUGACAAUCAAAACUUUUUUUUUUUUUGCCGAGUAUUUUUUUUUUCAUAAAUAAAAUCUGAGAUUGAGCUGCGCGCAGGGGCUCGGAAAAGGUUUUAGAACAUGUCUUCUAUUUUGCCUUUUACUCCCCCGAUUGUUAAAAGGCUUCUAGGCUGGAAAAAAGGCGAGCAAAACGGACAGGAAGAGAAAUGGUGCGAGAAAGCGGUGAAAAGUCUGGUGAAGAAGUUGAAAAAGACGGGGCAACUGGACGAACUGGAAAAAGCGAUCACAACUCAGAAUAUUAAUACGAAAUGCAUCACCAUCCCCAGGUCUCUGGACGGCCGGUUGCAGGUGUCUCACCGGAAGGGCCUGCCGCAUGUCAUCUACUGCCGGCUGUGGCGCUGGCCGGACCUGCACAGCCACCACGAGCUGCGGGCCGUCGAGAUGUGCGAGUACGCCUUUCACACCAAGAAGGACGAGGUCUGCGUCAACCCCUACCAUUACCAGCGGGUGGAGACGCCAGUGUUGCCUCCUGUGCUGGUGCCGAGACACACCGAGAUCCCCAAUGAGUACCCUCCUCUCGACGACUACAGCCAUUCCAUCCCCGAGAACACCAACUUCCCCGCGGGCAUUGAGCCCCAGAGCAACUACAUUCCAGAAACCCCACCGCCAGGCUACCUCAGUGAGGAUGGGGAGACGAGCGACCACCAGAUGAACCACAGCAUGGACGCAGGUUCUCCGAAUUUGUCACCUAAUCCAGUUUCACCUGCACACAGCAGUUUGGCAGACCUGCAGCCAGUCACAUACUGUGAGCCAGCGUUCUGGUGCUCCAUAUCGUACUACGAGCUGAACCAGCGGGUGGGGGAGACUUUCCACGCGUCCCAGCCCUCGCUCACCGUGGACGGGUUCACCGACCCCUCCAACUCUGAGCGCUUCUGCCUGGGCCUGCUCUCCAAUGUGAACAGAAACGCAGCCGUGGAACUCACCCGGAGACACAUCGGCAGGGGUGUCCGCUUGUACUACAUCGGGGGAGAGGUGUUUGCAGAGUGCCUGAGCGACAGCGCCAUCUUUGUUCAGAGUCCGAACUGCAAUCAGCGCUACGGCUGGCACCCAGCAACAGUCUGUAAGAUCCCUCCAGGGUGCAAUCUGAAAAUCUUCAAUAACCAGGAGUUUGCCGCUCUGCUGGCGCAGUCAGUGAACCAGGGCUUCGAGGCGGUGUACCAGCUGACCAGGAUGUGUACGAUCCGCAUGAGCUUCGUCAAGGGCUGGGGGGCAGAGUACAGGCGGCAGACUGUGACCAGCACCCCCUGCUGGAUCGAGCUGCACCUCAACGGCCCACUGCAGUGGCUCGACAAGGUGCUCACGCAAAUGGGCUCCCCCAGCAUCCGCUGCUCCAGUGUGUCGUAAGAAAAUCCCUCCCCCGCCCCAGACCGGAACACCUGCAAGAUGGAUCCCGCGUGGGGUCUGAAGAAUCACAACAUUGCUGGCUUCAUUCACUUUUCAAUGCCACUUCUGCCACUUCUCAAAGACUUGUUAGCACUUUCUGUGGCAAAAGCCAAGGGCAGAGUGCAUGGGAGACAGUACAGGUUAGUAUUGUUUCCUGGGGCCGGUAUCACAUGAUUAUUUUGUCUGGUUUUAUUUGUCUGUUAGUUGUUUUGUUUGAUAUAUGUUUUGGCAGGUGGUGCCAGAAGCAGUAGCAUGGGAGUAAUAUUCCUGAAAUAGCAGGAUUUCUGCUUUUCCUCUUUGAAUUGUACAGGUAGAGCCUUUUAGGGAAUAGUUUAUAACAGGAGCCGUUUGCAAUAAUGCUUGUUUCUUUGUAUUAAAAGAAAAAAAAAACAUUGAAGAUUUAACACCUUGAGUAAAAGGUUUAAUCCAUUUAUUAUUUUUUAGAUGGAGCAAAAAAAGAAAUGAAAAAGCUCACAUUUGUUUAUCUUAAUCAUAUCAAACAAACCAUUGCUUUCAUCUGAAAGAGUACACUGCAUUUUUACAUUCACACAAUGUGCAAAAGGGGAACAGAUUAAAAAAGUACCUUUCUUUUAUAAUGAUUGAUAGUGCUGAGAUUUCGUCCUGGCAGUGAGGCAUUGCAAGCUCAAUCCAGGGAGGGGUGGGAAUAAGACUCCCAUUGCAUAGCAGUGUGAUCCAUUCCACGUUCCACUAUUGAUUUUAAUCAGACACACCUGAGCUUGUUACCGACACACUGUGGCUAAUCAAGCUUGUAUUAAAACCUGGAAUGGGUUAAACUGCUAUGCAGCAGGAGUCUCGCUUCUGUCCCUGCAGUCUCUUAUGAUGACGCUGCGCUGGACAUUGUGUGUUUCAGCUUGGUAACUUGCUGCAGUGUGAAGGUGGUGGAUGUUAGAAGCUCAGUUUCACCCGCCCAUGUGAUGUCACAGGGCAUUGUUCCUGGGCUUCAGGGCUACAGCUUUACUGUGGGACACAAGCCACAAAUCACAAGGUCGCCCCAGAGCAUUCAGUCAUUAACUAACUACAUUAUCCGAUGCGUACCGAAUGCAUCUCAAAAGAACUGAACUUGACCAGAAGUAAAGUGCUGGUGAAUCAGCAACUGUGUAACAAUACAAGCAUGAAUACAACUACUGUAUGCAGUAGUGUUGUUGAAAUGUAGUUCUGUAUUGAAUUAAUUUAUUACUGAGCAGUAAUUUCUCCAAAUGCUUUAAUAAAGCAAUCUGUUUCAGCAAUGGUUUCUUUUAUUGACAGUUGUAAAGGAACCUGUAAAUACUGUAUAUAGACACACACUGAAUGAUUAUUUUUUCAUUACAUUUGAAAUGGAGGUGGCAUUUGGGAUUUCACCGUCACAAAGCAAUAGUUGAAAUUGAAUUAAAAGAUACGUUGUAUGAUAUUUAAUUAAGCAAAUUCACUGUAGAGGUUUGGAUCCUUUUUAAAUAUAUACAAAUUCUUAAACUAAACAAAAGAACAUAUCCAGAUCAAAGGAAAACUUAUUAACCCAAUUAACCUUAUUUAUUAAUAAAGAUCAAACCAUUAAUGUGUUUUAGUACCCUUUUAAUAAUUUUACAAUCUCGCUUUACAAAGCAAGUUCUAGAAUUGGUUAAUCUAAAUAUAUAAAGUGAUGUGUUUCCUGAGCUUGUUCCCCUAUAGUAUUUUUGUAAAGACUGUGCAGUGUGGAAUGGCUUUGUUUUGAAUUUGUACUGUAUUAACACUACAGAAAGGGAAUGAGGAUUGGCUCUCCUCUUGUCACUCCCCCUCCACCCUCUCCACAUUUCUAUCCUUCAUACAAACCCACUUUCCAGUACAGAAUGGAGAAAUCCACAGCCUUGCUACAGGUGUGUACAGUACAGCAGGUCUUAAAUUGAUAGCCUGCUAGAGGAGAUGCAAGCAACCAUCAAACUGAGGUGGUUCUUGAGCUUCGAGCGACACAUUGAAACAGGGUAGUGAGGGCCGGGCAAGUGGAAUUCCCCACCCCAUUGGAAUAGGCUUGGGAAUGAUGAGAGAAGAUCAGGUAUCCAUGUUGAGCUCAUUGCUCGGAGCUGGCAGUAUUAUGAAAUUAUACUGUUAUCUGUCUGUCUAAAAUCACAGCAGAUUAUCUGUGUGCUGUAGCAGGAUUGGGCAUUUUACCAGACCCGCGCUGAAUUCUCUUGUGUUUUAAAGAAAGAAAGAAAAAGACGUAGCGUCUGCAAGUCUGACAGAGACUUCGAGCAUUUAUACAUUGUAUUUUGUUAGCCGUUAUUUGUAGUUUGUAGAAAUGGUUGGAGAUUUUGGUACAAAAUAAUAAUAAAGGGGGAGGGGGUGAGGGAUGCCCUUGUGCUUUUUUUUUUUUUUGUACAGCACAAAAAGUGUAAAUGUUUUAAUAAAAGGGAAAUGAUUGAAUAUUAUAUGCAUGUAUAAUUUGUUAUUUUUUUUAAUGCUAGAUUUGUACACUCCAGCAUUGUACCGCCUCUCUCCUCCCCAGUGCAACAGUACAGCAAAUCCUACAGGUUUGAAGUUAUUAAAAUGAAGUGGCUGUAGUGGGUGAGCAAGGUGCUGCAGGAAUCCUUAUGAAAUGCUCCUAAUAGGAGCCCAGAUUACCUGCAGGGCUUUGAAUCCUGCCAGUCUCUCUGCUAAUGCACAAGACCUGGGAGGGGGAGGAGUGAGGAAUCUGCAGUGCUGGCAAUACUAUUCACAUGCAACUCCUCUGAGCCAGUGGGUGUCAUUCGGAGCUCAGGAGAACUGGUACAGGUGUUCAUUGCCGUUGGAGUGGGGAGGGGUGUGCAAUGUAGGUAACAGACUCCAUUUCACAGGCUAGCUCCUAUAAAACAUUCGCUCAGUUCUACCCAUUGCAAGGCUCUCCGUUACAGAGGGAAAUAACCAAGACUUUGAAAACCUCCUGAGAGAAUCAGUGAAGAAAUGCUGGGUCCCUCUACACCCAUCAUAGAGGGUAUUCUGACAUGUAUAUUAAGCUAUCACAGUUCACAGUUAAAGGAAAAUGUUUUGCCUUCAUGUAGAUUCAUGUAUAUUUGCAGAUAGCGUUUGAUUAGUUUAAAUUUUAAUAUUUUUUUUUUAUAAAGGUGCUUAGUUUUGUACUUUAUGCUUUGGCUUAUACUGCAUUUCACAGUUAGUUUUUAUAAUGACUGAUUUUUUUUUUUUUCCUGUAUAUGAAAUUUCUGUUUAAAAAUAAUAUGUAUUUGUUCUCCUUUUUUAAUAAAUCUUUUUUUUUUUUU
Acipenser ruthenus (sterlet) is the source of this 4945-nucleotide messenger RNA. RefSeq names its product mothers against decapentaplegic homolog 3. Bases 399 to 1682 code for a protein of 427 amino acids. Gene Ontology annotation, molecular function: RNA polymerase II cis-regulatory region sequence-specific DNA binding; DNA-binding transcription factor activity, RNA polymerase II-specific; I-SMAD binding. The record is from RefSeq and is a predicted model, not a curated record. NCBI's taxonomy places the organism in Eukaryota, Metazoa, Chordata, Actinopteri, Acipenseriformes, Acipenseridae. Gene Ontology annotation, biological process: regulation of transcription by RNA polymerase II; BMP signaling pathway; cell differentiation. Gene Ontology annotation, cellular component: heteromeric SMAD protein complex. The transcript has 9 exons.